AUGCUAACACCUCUCCUGAUUAUCAUUGGAAUAUCAAUAAUUGCAGGAGCAAUAAAUGGGCUUAUUUUCGGAUUUACCUUCCCCAAAGUUUUAUGCAUUAAUCAAUACAGAUUCAAACCAUUCAUCACAAUAAUACAGAUACCAUCUUUAAUAAUGAUGAUUUUAUUUGGAUGUGUUGCUAGAAACUACUUAGGAGAAUUUAUGCAUGCUUACCCUACUCAUUGGUCACAAUAUAUAAGAAGUAUAAGUCUAUCUUUGCUACUUAUUCGUGGUGGCCUCUCAGUCACCUUUCAAGGGAAGGGACUAUUAGUGUUAUUUCUUUCUUUUGUACCAUAAUAACUUGAGGCGAUGACGAUAGCAGCCUUAGCAUAUAAACUAUUAGAAUUACCAUUAAUUAUGUGCUUUUGUUUAGCCUAUAUCCUCUCUUGUAUUAGUCCAUCAGUAAUGGUUCCAGGUUUAAUGAACCUUCUAGAAAAAGGUUACGGUAAAGAAAAAGGAGUGAUAAGUACAUUAAUCGCAGCUGGAACUUUUGAUAAUAUCAUUUGCAUAUUAUGUUUUGGUAUUUGUAAAACGAUUGCAUACAGUCAUCACAGUAUGACAACUGGAAAAUCUUUGAGCUAAUAUAUUGUAUUCUUAUUCUUUGAGAAUCUAAUUGGUUUCAUUGCAGGAUUUUGCUUGGCAAUGGUAGGCAUUGUCUUUAACAAAAUGGAGCAUAAACCGUUGACUGUCAACUUAAAAAUGUGGUAUUGUAUCUUUUGUGCCAUAUUUUUCGUUGUGGUUGGAGAAGAGACCGGUUUUGCUAACUCAAAAUUUAUUGCAAGUUUGACUUUUGGAUAUUGCUCUUAUAGAGUUUGGGGUGAGGAAAAACCUCACAAAGAAAUUGGAAUAGCUUGGUGGUUUAUUUAGCCAAUAUUCUUUGGCUCAGUAGGCGCAUCUUUCAAUUUUAGUCAGAUUCAAAAAAGUGAUGUGGGAUUGGGAAUCAUAAUUAUAGUGAGUGGAGUUUUAAUAAGGUUAAUUGUUGUAACAAUAUUGUCAGCUUUCCCCUCUGGGAAAUAUACUACGAAGGAAAGAGCUUUUAUUGCUAUCUCCUGGAUGCCUAAAGCGACAGUAUAAGCAGCACUUAGUUCAGUAAUAUUCAAUGAUUCUAAAGCACUGAGGAAUAUUGAGAUGAUGGAAUUUGGAAACAGGAUACAGACAGUUGGAAUAUUAUCUAUUGUAGUUUGCGCACCAAUAGGUGCAAUUUUGAUAAGUACAUUAGGACCGAGAUUUUUGUCUCACACUCCAGAGGGAUAGCAAACUUUGGAUAGAGAAAAAGAACCUUUAAAUGAAAUUGAAAUGGAAGGUGACUUUAGAGAGCAUUUAAACAACCAAAAAUGA
Molecule: messenger RNA, 1377 nt
Organism: Stylonychia lemnae
Lineage: Eukaryota; Ciliophora; Spirotrichea; Sporadotrichida; Oxytrichidae
Source: the annotation of a GenBank genome assembly